AUGCGGACUGGUGCGCGUCACCUAUCAUUCAAGUCGGAGACGAUCAAAUCCCUCGAUGCGAGAAAUGUUAAGCCACAGCUCACGCUCGAUUCAAGACGGCAGAUUGGCCUGGCCCUGUACUUUCUGUACCAAAAGGCGAAGAAUAUGGGAGUGAUAAGAGCAAGGAUGAUCAAGGAGCUCGGUCGGCUACAAUUUCAACUUCUGAUUCGGCUCAUGCGAAUCGGGGCAUCAUUACUGCGCUUUUAUCGGAUGAAUUCCGCCUUGCUGUUCUCCACGCGGUCGGAGACAAAGGCAAAUCGUAUCCCAUACAUGUGGACUUGGAGCCAUACAAGGAUACGCACUUCUCUGACUAUGAUGCCGUGUCAUACACAUGGGGCGAUGACAAUGGCAACUCCGAACGAUGUCAUCCAAUUUACGUUGGUCAUCACUGGGACAUCGUCUUUCAAACCAAAAACUGUUGCGACGUGCUCAGAUAUCUGCGACCAUCUCGAGGCUUGA
This is a messenger RNA of Colletotrichum tamarilloi, 498 nucleotides long. RefSeq lists its product as uncharacterized. The record is from RefSeq and is a predicted model, not a curated record. The transcript is spliced from 3 exons. Lineage: Eukaryota; Fungi; Ascomycota; Sordariomycetes; Glomerellales; Glomerellaceae. The coding region runs from base 1 to 498 and encodes 165 amino acids.